Molecule: messenger RNA, 729 nt
Organism: Diaporthe batatas
Lineage: Eukaryota; Fungi; Ascomycota; Sordariomycetes; Diaporthales; Diaporthaceae
Exons: 2
Coding region: 1-729 (242 amino acids)
Biological process (GO): mitochondrial respiratory chain complex I assembly
Cellular component (GO): mitochondrial inner membrane
Source: RefSeq, a predicted model, not a curated record
AUGGCCAUGCGCGUAGGCCCAAAGAGCGUCCUGCGACCUCUCGCAGCAUCCAGUGGCAGCCUGCUGCAAGGCUUUGCUCCGAGACACGCCCGACCUCUCGCAUCGCAACUCAGCAACCACCGGCCACGACCAAAGACGCUGCCACGCCUCCCGCCCGCGACCACACGACAAUGCGCCGCGGCGCUGCACACCUCCCCCACCCGGCCAGCCAAGCGGGGCCGAGCCCACAACGGCGAGGAGAUCCCCGAGGGCCCGCCCACGACGGACUUCUCGCGCAUGGACAUGCUGGGCCAGACGCCCGCGCCGUCGACCUCGGUGGACAUCUGCUCGUCGGACGGGUUCAAGCUCAACAGCGGGGUGUCGAUAUACGACGGCAACGGGGUGAUGCUCGUGGGCGGCGAGGCGUUCGCGUGGCGGCCGUGGGGGCCGGACAUGAAGCUCGUCAACGCCAAGGGCCAGUGGGAGGUCCGCGAGGAGGCGUUUGCGGUGCUGGACCUGCUGUGGCCUCGGCCUGAUCUGAUCAUCCUUGGUCUGGGGCCUGAGAUGCGGCCCCUGAGCCCUGCGACGAGAAAGUACCUGGGCAGCCUGGGGCUCCGCGUUGAGGUCCUCGACACGAGGAACGCGGCUUCUCAGUUCAACAUGCUGGCCACGGAGAGGGGUGUCGACGAGGUCGCUGCGGCGCUGAUACCGAUUGGUUGGAGAGAGGGCAUCGGAGCGAAACACGACUAG